Messenger RNA from Polyodon spathula (Mississippi paddlefish), 3087 nucleotides. RefSeq names its product mitochondrial uncoupling protein 2-like. The transcript is spliced from 7 exons. Gene Ontology annotation, biological process: adaptive thermogenesis; response to cold; mitochondrial transport. Gene Ontology annotation, molecular function: oxidative phosphorylation uncoupler activity. The record is from RefSeq and is a predicted model, not a curated record. NCBI's taxonomy places the organism in Eukaryota, Metazoa, Chordata, Actinopteri, Acipenseriformes, Polyodontidae. Bases 134 to 1063 code for a protein of 309 amino acids. Gene Ontology annotation, cellular component: mitochondrial membrane.
GUCUUAUAAAAGAAGUUAAGACAACUAACCGGUACUUCACUUCAGUAUCAGCUGAGCUUGAUACAAUUCCAGUAAAAACGAUUUGAUUCCAUUGGACUUUUUUAAUAGCUCUCCCCCCUCUAACACUUUCAAGAUGGUUGGACUGAAACCCUCAGAUGUGCCCCCUACUCCAGGUGUGAAGUUCCUCAGUGCUGGAACAGCUGCCUGUAUCGCAGAUCUCUUCACUUUCCCACUGGACACGGCUAAAGUCAGAUUACAGAUUCAAGGUGAGAAGGCAGCUGUUGAAGCUGCUAAGAAUAUCCGAUACAGUGGAGUGUUUGGGACCAUUGCCACCAUGGUUAAAACAGAAGGUCCAAGGAGUGUCUACAAUGGAUUAGUAGCUGGACUGCAGAGGCAGAUGGCCUUUGCUUCAAUCCGCAUUGGCCUCUAUGACUCAGUCAAGCAGUUCUACUCCAAUGGGAAAGAAAGUGCUGGAGUUGGAAUCAGGAUCCUGGCAGGCUGCACCACUGGUGCAAUGGCAGUGUCUGUUGCACAGCCCACAGAUGUGGUGAAAGUCAGAUUUCAAGCUCAGUUGACCCUUAAAGGUGUUGAGAGGAGGUACAAGGGCACCAUGCAGGCCUACAAAGCCAUUUUCAGGCAAGAGGGGAUUCGAGGACUUUGGAAAGGCACUCUACCAAACAUCACCAGAAAUGCCAUUGUUAAUGCCACAGAACUUGUAACUUACGAUAUCAUUAAGGAGACAAUCCUCAAGUACACACUGUUGACAGAUAAUUUACCCUGCCACUUCUUUUCGGCUUUUGGAGCGGGGUUCUGCACCACAGUUGUUGCGUCUCCAGUCGAUGUUGUAAAGACCAGAUACAUGAACUCUCCCCUGGGGCAAUACAAGAGCGCUGUCAACUGUGCCUGGACCAUGUUUACUAAAGAAGGACCAACAGCUUUUUAUAAAGGAUUUGUUCCCUCAUUCUUAAGGUUGGGUUCAUGGAACGUAGUGAUGUUUGUGUCCUUUGAACAACUGAAAAGGUUAAUGAUGAUGUCCAAGCAGUCUUUGGAGGGUACUGCAUAAACAUUCCCUCCUAUGGAGGACAAUAAUCUCCAAUUCAAAACCUACGAUUAUAUUUUCUUAAGCAUGAUUUGCACAGGACUAAAAAUCAGGUGUCCUCAGAGUUGGUCAGAAGCAGAGGACGUCUAGUCACCUCCCAGACAUGGAUUAGUUUUCAUCAAGGAAAGUUGGUAAAUUCAAAAUGAAAUGCGAUGUUGUGGCCAGAGAAGGCGCGUUUGUGCAUGAUUUGUAAAUUUCGUUGUACCUUCUUUUCCAAAGGCUAGAAUAACCAUUUAGUUCCUUAAUGGAUACGUAUUUCCGUACAUACCUUCAAAUGUACCAUUCAGUCAGCAAUUAUGUUUUGUAUUUUCACUCCAAUCCCGCUUGGUUAUGCUUAAUCGUUGCGUUUUACUGAACUGUUGAAUCUCAGGACAGAUUGUACCAAUUUUUAUAUUAUAUUGUGGUUUAUUGUAAAGGCUGGUAUUGCUUUGAGGCGAAUACCCUAACAUAACUCUGACAUGGUCGAUUCAAACAGGAGUGAAAAGACACAGGACAUCUGAGUUUCAGAUUUUACAGAAGGUCCUGAUAUCAGGGAUAAAAAGAAAUUUCACAGAAAAUUCAGAAAACACUUGUUUACGUGGUGAUUUUUAGGGCUUUAGCUGCAAUCAAUAUAUCCAAUGGACUGAUAAACCUGAGCCUUGAAAAAAAAAAGACAUGAAAGAUAUUAGAAUAUCCUGGAUUUCAGCACUCAGUGGACUUAAUUUCACACCUUUGUCCACCUAAUCUUUCAGAGCUUGAAGUGAAAACAUACCAUUGUAGUGUCAGAGCAACACACUUUUUGAUCAACUGUCAUAUGGUAAUUACUCUUUUGUCAAUGAGGAAUGAAGGUUAUGCAUUUAGACUGACCAUAACCCUGUAGUCCCUUAUUAGUCCUCUGCUUUACGAGGAUGGGGGUUUAGGCACAGGCCGUUUCUUGGGAAUCUCAAACUGGCUGUUUCUUAACUGGUGAAACACAGAUUUCACUUUUUGUACAGGAAACAAUAAAUAAAUAAAUAAAUAAAUAAAUAAAGAAAGAACAGAUCGUUCAUUGCCAACUGCUUUUAACUGCUGUGCACAAUGAUCCCAGCUUGCACUGGCCGUAUAGAUACCCAGAUCCCUGUGAAAGUCACUGGAGGAGGGAACUAGAGGGGGUGUAUCGUGGUCUCACAGGCCCUCCUGUUCUGAAGAUCAAAGUCUUUUUUUAACUUCAUAUGUCAUAUGAUGUACUACAUAGACAUAACUGAGAGAAAAUGUUUAGAGAUUAUGCAGUCUGUAUAAUGUGAAGCUACUGAAAUAUGUAUUUAUAUUGAAGAUUAAUUGUAACAAAAUGUACCUUUUUAUCAAAACAUUCUGUUGUUGACACUUUAUUAUAUUCAUAGACCAUUCCUCUACCUAACUUUUGUAACAUGUUUGGCUGGCAACCUUAAUCUUCAACACAUUCACCCACAUGGUAAUUAAAGACAGUGAGAUGAACCCCAACCUUUAAAAGAAACGGUUGGAGAAAUGACACAGGGGUACAAUAUUCUGCAGUGCAUAUUGUAAAUGAGCCUGAGCUACCAACAGCAUUAUUACAACAGAAUUUAUUUGGUGAUAUCACGUUUUCAUUUUACUAUUGCUGGGAAAGCUUCCAGCCAAUGAAUCUAGAAGACAGCAUUUUACAGCGCAUGAUUUGACAGGCAGUGGUACACCAGUGGCUCUGUGCUUGUAAUGGUUAAUGAAUUCCUAAAUCAAGUCUAUUACAACAUAGAAGUGCAACUACUGUAAAAUUAGAAGGUGCCAGGAGCUUUGUACAAUCUACUCUGAGUUGUUUCAGGUAAACCCUCUCGGCCAAGUGGGGUUACCAUUUGUGAAAGCAUUUAUAGUUAUAAAAAGUAGGUCUUUAAAAGUUAUGGCAAGUCAAAAUACUCUAGUGAUAGUGACUAAGGCUGAUAUUAAAGAAUCACAAAAAAAAAAACAAUAUUAACCCUCAUAAGGACACGUUGGAAAAACGGACUUUCCUGGUAACCUGG